Messenger RNA from Ziziphus jujuba (common jujube), 2760 nucleotides. RefSeq lists its product as uncharacterized. Bases 1102 to 2580 code for a protein of 492 amino acids. The record is from RefSeq and is a predicted model, not a curated record. The transcript has 13 exons. Lineage: Eukaryota; Viridiplantae; Streptophyta; Magnoliopsida; Rosales; Rhamnaceae.
CAAAAUACAAAAACACUGCAAUUUUGUUUCAGAGUUCGUACACGCAGCUGGCAGCUCACUUUCUAUUUUAUGUUUUUGUUUUUUCGGCGCAAAAAACAGCUUUCAAAAGCAAUAAACUAAAAACAGUUUUGCAAACGCGGUCUUGAGGAGUUAAAAAAAUAAAAUAAAAAAUAAAAAAAAGGGGAAGAAGAAAAAGGAGUGGGAGGGCUUGCUGUAAGCUGAGCUGUGUGCCCGUGCUAGUGGCCGCGGGUAUUUCUUCAUUUCUCUUAAAAUUUCGCAGCAAAUUCCCAGUUUCCCAGUCCUUCUUGGUAGAAAAAAAAAGUAAAACGUAGUUUUGGGUUUUCUUGGUUUUGGUUUGCUUGUUGUUUGGUUCUGUGGAAGUGGGAAAAAACCUCGUUUUUUCGUAGCUGGAUGGGGUAAUUUUCGUGGUCCUAGUUGGGUUUUGCUUGGUUGGUGUAUUUUUCAGUGAGUCUUGCUAGUACUAUUCAAAGACAAAGAAAGAUUUUGAGGGGAAGAAGAAGAGAAGCUUAGAAGGAGAAACGGUGAAAGUAGGGUGGUGUGGAGAUCUGGAAUUGUCAUUGUCUCUGGGAAUCGAGGACCCAUCCAAUCCGACCAUUCCUCCUUCUUCUUGCAACCUUGGGAAUAUGGAUAUAUGGGUGAAUGUGGGUGGGGGCCACAUGUUUGAGUUUCGUCUCUUUUCUUAAAAAAACCAAAAAAAAAAAAAAUAAAAAAAAAUUCAGCUUUCUUAUGGAUAUACCUUUUUCAUUGGUAGUAUUGGAUCUGGCAAUUUUUCGUUUAACCCUAAAAAAAUUUUUCUAGUUGUUUUCUAAGGUUUUUUUCCUUUUUCUUUUGGCUUUUGUGUCUAUAGCAUAGGAAUUUUCUCCUUUGUUUUGGGUUUUUUGAAAAUCUCUUAUAGAAGUAGGUUCUGUUCUGUCAAACAAGCUCAAAGGUUUUCUUGGCAUUUGACUAGUCUGGUAAUUUGAGAAGGAAUUAGCUCUGUUUGUGAGAUAGAUGGUGGAUUAACUGAAAUUGAAAUUGAGGGUUGUCUAGAGCUCAGCUUCUUGUUGUUUGAAUUCUCAUGAGGCGACGUUGUCAAGCAUAAUGAUAGAUCAAUUCAUUAAUUUUGUCAUUCGCCCUCCCAGGGCAGAGUAUAAUCCAGAUCAGUAUCUAUGGGAGAAGGACUUCACUCUUGCUGGCAGAACAUACAAAAGACAAGACUUGGAGCUUACGAAUGCAAGGGGCCAUGUCCUGCGUUGUAGUCAUUAUCUACCUUUCCCUUUCCCUGAAGAUUCUUCUCUCCCUUGUGUUAUAUACUGCCAUGGAAAUAGUGGAUGUAGGGCAGAUGCAAAUGAGGCCGCUGUAAUUCUUCUUCCAUCAAAUAUAACUGUUUUCACUCUUGACUUUUCGGGUUCAGGCCUAUCAGAUGGUGACUAUGUCAGCCUAGGUUGGCAUGAGAGAGAUGACCUCAAGGUUGUGGUGUCUUAUUUAAGGAGCAACAAGCAAAUAUCUCGUAUUGGUCUCUGGGGGCGAUCUAUGGGUGCGGUAACUUGCCUUCUUUAUGGAGCAGAAGACCCUUCCAUUGCCGGAAUGGUGUUGGACAGUGCCUUUUCAAAUUUGUAUAGUCUAAUGAUGGAACUAGUGGAUGUGUACAAAAUCCGGCUUCCCAAAUUCACUGUUAAGAUGGCAGUGCAAUACAUGCGCAGGGUAAUUGAAAAGAAGGCAAAGUUUGAUAUUAUGGAUCUUAAUUGCUUACAGGUUUCACCAAAGACAUUCAUUCCCGCAUUAUUUGGACAUGCUAAGGAUGACAAAUUCAUUCAACCUCACCAUUCUGACCUUAUCUAUAAGUCCUAUUCGGGGGAUAAAAAUAUUAUAUAUUUUGACGGUGACCAUAACUCCUCUAGGCCACAGUUCUAUUAUGAUUCAGUAUCUAUUUUCUUCUAUAAUGUUCUUCACCCUCCACAAAUUUCUUCUGUUAAUAAAAGUAAGCUUGAGAAAUAUUACGAUUUAGGAGAUUUGAAGGUUGGUGCUGGAAUGGAUGAGUGCUUGUUAUAUGAGAUAAUCACUGGUGUUCGUUCUGCCGGUACUGAUACUGCAAGUUCAUCUUCUGCACCUCCCACUGUUUCAACCACGAAAUCUGUGGAUGAACUUCUUUCUGAAAUUGCUCCUGUGACUAUUUUAGCUGACACUUUGCUUGGUGAAGAUAAUCCACUUAGCAAUCAUGAUUCAUCAGAUAUACAGGAUAAGGCAAAUUGCCAGAAUGAAGAAUGUUGCUCAUAUACCAGCUCAAAUAGAGAGAGUUGGGGAAGAUGCUCGUCUUUGGGAGGCAGUGAUGAAGAGUCUUCGGCAGAUUGCAGAGCGGCUAACAACAGUCAUCAGGAGACUAUUGAGGUACCUGCAACACCUCUUCGAAAAAUGCAAGGGAAGCCAGCGGACUCGAAAAAGGAGGAAAAGAAGAAAAAAGCAUCUGCAGCUCCAAAGAAGCCUAAAAGUGAAAAGUUUGAGAAGUUAGAAGCCCUUAGUCGGCGACUACGGCAUUGCAUUCUAAAGCGAGUAAACCAUCGGAGACGUAGUUCUUCAUGACUGAUUGUCUGCAAUUAGAACCAAAAAAAGAAAAAAAGAAAAAAAAAGUGAAAAGAAAAUGUGGUAGCUUAUAACACUCUCCUUCGAAAUUAACCCAUUUUUGUUUAACAUAUUCCCUCAUCCUACAUGGGUUUGUAUUCAUACAUAUUUCUUGCUUAAAGGACUGGGGUUCUGCGUCGA